AUGUCGAGUUCUGCCUCUGGCGACUCGGGCGGUGGCCGUUCCAUGGAGUCACGAGUGGGUAGAAGCAAGCAACGUUACAACACUAAGGGCGAACGUCUCGUCGCUGGCAUCGUGCCUCUCACUCCCGAUCAAAACUAUGUCCUAUUGAUUCAGUCUACCCGGCGCAAAGGCUGGGUGCUGCCCAAGGGCGGCUGGGAGUCUGACGAGACUUGCCAGGAGGCCGCUGAGCGAGAGGCCUGGGAAGAAGCUGGCAUCACUGUUCAGAUCACUUAUGAUCUUGGUGACAUCGAUGAGAAGCGUGCGCCAAAAUCGUCAAAAGAUCGGUCAAGAUACCACUUCUUUGAGGGCACAGUAACUAGCGAGUACGACGAUUGGCCCGAAUCCCACAAGCGAGAACGCCAGUGGUUUACAUUUGCCCAGGCAUGGGAGGCGUUAUCAACAAGACCAGAGCUACAGGAGGCCUUACAACGGUCUACUGUAAACCGUCAAUAG
Messenger RNA from Fusarium proliferatum ET1, 492 nucleotides. RefSeq lists its product as uncharacterized. The transcript is spliced from 2 exons. Lineage: Eukaryota; Fungi; Ascomycota; Sordariomycetes; Hypocreales; Nectriaceae. The record is from RefSeq and is a predicted model, not a curated record. Gene Ontology annotation, molecular function: endopolyphosphatase activity; diphosphoinositol-polyphosphate diphosphatase activity; bis(5'-adenosyl)-hexaphosphatase activity. The coding region runs from base 1 to 492 and encodes 163 amino acids. Gene Ontology annotation, cellular component: nucleus; cytoplasm. Gene Ontology annotation, biological process: diadenosine hexaphosphate catabolic process; diphosphoinositol polyphosphate metabolic process; diadenosine pentaphosphate catabolic process.